Synchytrium microbalum is the source of this 1749-nucleotide messenger RNA. RefSeq lists its product as uncharacterized. The coding region runs from base 1 to 1749 and encodes 582 amino acids. The transcript is spliced from 8 exons. The record is from RefSeq and is a predicted model, not a curated record. NCBI's taxonomy places the organism in Eukaryota, Fungi, Chytridiomycota, Chytridiomycetes, Synchytriales, Synchytriaceae.
AUGAGGGGUCAGACGUCACAGGCAAUAGAGAACUCUGACGGUUCAGAUUAUAGCCCAUCCGAUACGGCCUCUGAAUCCUCUGAAUCAGACAGUGAAACGGAAACCGUGGACUUUGAUAGAGAGCCCAGACGCUCCACGUCAGCAACAAGCAAGGCAGAUCCAUUACCACCGUGGGAAGAACUCAAGUCACUUUGCUGGGGACGGUUACGAGAUCCCACCACACAAACUGUCCUGGACCGUCGUCGGAUUGUGGAAUUGUACGGUCUGCUCAAGGACGAUCCAGAGGUGCCGGCCGAGUAUCGCAAAAGCUACGCUACCAAUGCUAGGAAUCUAACAGAGACCAUCAUCUCGCACUAUCCUUUCAACGUGGAAGAUACUUCUUGUCCUUGUGAUGUCCCUGAUUGUCGCCGGCUUCCCUGGAAUUGCCAACUUGUGGUUACAAAACGAGGCCAUAAAUUGGUGCCAAACCGAGCUCGUUGCGUCUUUGGUAGCAAGACAGUGAGACAUCAGAAAUGGAUUUCGCAAGAACUGCCAACGUACCUGGCAGUCACUAGUCAAGCCAAACGAGCUCCGAGUGACCAGUACGAAACCAUCAUGUCACAAUUGCCCGUCUUUCGAGCAAAGCAACGGCAAUCCGCUCGCCAUCGUUCGCUUCUAGCUCAGGCAACUGGGGCUCGCUCAGAUGUGGGAGCUCGUACGAUUAUGGCUCAAUCUCCGCUGUGGAGAAGCACUCAACGGAGAGUUGCGAAACAUAAAAGUCUCCUGGCUCUGGCCUCAAACGCCCGCUCAACGAAACAGUAUGAAAAGAUCAUGGGCCAGUCAGUCCAAUGGAGAUCCGAUCAGCAGCAACUGAAACGACAUCGAAGUAUUGUAGCCUCGGCCAGAAAGGCGGCAUCUCCAAAGGAGGCGCUUCGGAUCUUGUCGCAAUCCAAUAGCUGGAAGGCUGUUAAAACGCGCAAGCUUCGUUGUAGCACGGAUUCAUCGUUCUUCAACGUCAAUGGAGUCGUCAAAAAUAUGGUGCGAAAUUCCAAAAGUCGAGGUCAUACCUUGACGAAAGAGCAAGCUUGCUUGUAUUGGUUGCCGCUGAUCGCCAAGCAGAAAAGAUGUGAAGAGUGCCAUCACGCCGUGAUCGAAUUGUCAAAUUCUGGUCUCUUCCAAGCGUCUCCUCAAAGGCCUGAUGUGUCCCAAGGAUACUCCGCCGCGAAUUUGAAAGUCUUUUGUUUGGGGCUGUAUAACGAUUGGGAUCUCGCCAACCAGACAAUUAUACGCGAUGCCAUCCGAAACGCCGAAGUGGUAGCACCUCUUCGCCCACUUCCCGAUAAAUCCAUUAAACCGCCACCGGCGAUAAACAACCGCUUGGCUGCCAUCCGACAGAAUAUGAUUGCCACACAACGUGCCGAAUGUCGAAAACGUGGUGUCCGUGGCGCUCCUACGGUAGUCUCACAGGACGAGAUGUAUAAGAUGUGGUACCAGGCGGAGGAUACUUGUAGAUUGUCAGGGGUGAAAGGGUCGUGGGAAUCGAAGCAACCACUAAGUCUGUCGUUUGAUCGGAUCGUUCCUGGAUCGAGAGGUGGCUUGUAUACCAGAGAUAAUCUUCAGGUAGCUCUUCAUGCCGUCAACUUUGCCAAGUGUGCAUACAGUCAGGACGAUACGAUCAUGUGGCUUGAGAAUUUUAAGCACCCUCGGCGGUCCAUGAGUACGAAACCUCUUCGAACUCGUAAAGCCCCGGAACGCUAUCGACCAUACUAG